UUAUCAGUAAUCAGCCCAUAAACCUCCGAGUUAGUUUGAGUUAAACAUCAUUUCAUUCUAAGUUCCUGAUUAGUCUGUUGGUUGUUUGAGGCUGAAAACUAAAUGUUUCUCUGGAGAUACUUCAGAUCUGUGACUGAGUUUAGACCUGAUUAUUGAAUAUAAAACCCUGUAUAAAUCCUCCACUUCCCCCUCCAGCCAUGAGACCCUCCAUCUCCGUCAGCCUGGAGCCGGGGCUGGACCGAGGCGUCCCCUGGGGGCGGGACCUCUACACCUUCGUCACCUCGGCGGCGGGUCACAUGAUGAGGACGCUGCAGAAACCCAGGAAGAACCGACCGUCCAAACGGCAGGUCAACCACCGGCGCUUCCUGCACAACAUGAUCCAGAGAAAGUUUGCCGACAUCGAAGCAGCGAACCACCGGCUGGCUGCUGCUCUUUAUUUCAAGGAGUCGGACAAAGAUGGAUCUUCUCCAUCAUGGCCCAAACCGGAGUCACCUGAGCCGACAGGUAGCACACCUCAGAGCGGAACAGAUCCAGAAAAACACAAUGAUGAUGUUUCUGUCAACUUGUAUGAAGCUGAGGUUGGCGAGAAGAAGCAGCAGGAGUCGGGACAUCUGUGGAAACGUCAUCCGAAGAACCAGAACAAACCGCUGGCUCUGGGUUCAGACUUUAACCAGGAAUCAGGACUGUUUGAUUCCAAGUUUCAACCAAUCAGCAGCUUUUUGGAGGAAAACCAAAGUCCUCCAGACGACUCCAGCUUCGGUCAGUCCGUCUCUCCGACCUUCAGUCCGGAACUCUCUCCGUUGUCUCUAGAGUCCUGCGACUUCUCCGUCCAGAUGUUCUCCGACCUGCCGGUCCAGAGGAGCCUGGACCUGGAGGCUCAGCUGACUGACAUCCUGGAGCUGCUGGGAGAUCCGGACACCGGCAGCUGGAUGGACAUGGAAACCUACCUGGAGAGCAUCUGUGACUGUCAUGGCGACACCGGACCGGAGGACCAAUCGGAGAGCUUUGCUGAGGCAGACGGAGGCGAGGGUGGGUGUGGAUAUGGUUGCCAUGGAGACCAGGGACAGCAGAGUUCAUGGGUAGCAGAAGAAGAGCUUCACAACCAGCUUCCUGUCUGCUACCAGGAGAACCAGUGCAUGAUGGGAAACCGUGGAAUCGGUUUUACUCUGUUUGAAGGCGUUGCUCAGUCAUUCAACGCUCCGAUGCAAACUCCUGAAGUCCGUCUCAUAGCAACACCACCUCAGGAGAACGACUGGCUCUUCACCGACAUCCUGAAGGACAGGAAGUCACCAGAAUACUAGAAACGUUUCUGUUUCCGUACGAACUUUAGAUGUUUCAUCAACCAAAAUACCUGCAUAUUUACAGCCUCUGUUACAAUGUUAUUAAUCAUGAUGUAAAGCACAGUGGUGGCGGCAUCAUGAUGUGAAGCACGGUGGUGGCAGCAUCAUGAUGUGAAGCAUGGUGGUGGCAGCAUCAUGAUGUGAAGCACGGUGGUGGCAGCAUCAUGGUGUGAAGCACGGUGGUGGCAGCAUCAUGAUGUGAAGCAUGGA
Amphiprion ocellaris (clown anemonefish) is the source of this 1550-nucleotide messenger RNA. RefSeq lists its product as uncharacterized. The coding region runs from base 198 to 1301 and encodes 367 amino acids. The record is from RefSeq and is a predicted model, not a curated record. Lineage: Eukaryota; Metazoa; Chordata; Actinopteri; Pomacentridae. The transcript is spliced from 2 exons.